AUGGUGGAGCAGUUGGAAUGCAUAUGGGCUUUUAUCUACAUGGUUCUUCAUCUAUUCCCUGUUCUUAGGAAGGCUGCUUAUCCCAUGGCUAUUUGCUCCAACACCUCGGCUUCUUCUCCACCAUGUUUAUCUUGGAAGAGGCUUGCGGAAUCGCCUGCUUUAGCUUCGAAGAAGGCUAGAGAUGGUUCAAGGGGACUAAGGAAAGAAGAAAUUGAAAGUGGUGGCUUACAAUCGGUUUUGACAGAAUUGGUUGUGGAGAAGGUGGAGAGGUUUUGCGAAGAGAAGCCGAAAGCUGGUGAAUGCUUGUCGGACACGGUGGCAUCGGGGGUGAAGAAGUUGAGAAAGAGGCCGGCGAAGAUCGUAAUUCCGUCAAACAACGAAUGUGGUGGUAAUGGCAGCUUGGGGAUUGGGGAGGCAUUUUUUAGGAAAGAUGAGGAUGUGGGAAGGGAUAUAGAGGUUGAAGGAAGUGGAUAUUGCUUGGCUAGUAGGAGAGGGACGAGGCAUAUGAUGGAGGAUGGUUACGGUGUCAUGACAAAUAUCCAUGGGGAUUCCAAACAGGCAUUCUUUGGAGUUUUUGAUGGACAUGGUGGAAGGGCGGCAGUAGACUUUCUGUCUGAGAAAUUAGGAAAUAAUAUAAUAACUGCUGUUGAAGAAGUAGAAGAGGAGAAUGAAGAUAGGUUGAAAUUGGCAAUCAAAGCGGGCUAUUUGCUAACAGACAAUGAAUUCAUUAAUAAGGGAGUGAGCAGUGGAGCAUGUGCAGCUACUGUGUUGCUUAAGAAUGGAGAACUGCAUGUAUCAAACGUUGGUGAUUGCAGAGUAGUCAUGAGCAGGAAAGGAAUAGCUGAUGCUCUAACCACCGAUCAUCGUCCUGGAAGAGAAGACGAGAGAGCUCGAAUCGAAAACUUGGGAGGCUAUGUGAGUUUCCAUAAUGGAGUGUGGAGAGUACAAGAUUCAUUAGCUAUUUCUAGAGCCAUUGGAGACGUCAACUUGAAGGAAUGGAUUAUUUCUGAGCCUGAGACUAGAAGGCUUCAAUUGACCCAAGACUGUGAAUUUCUCAUAAUGGCUUCGGAUGGCUUAUGGGAUAAGGUUAGCAAUCAAGAAGCAGUGGAUGUAGUUAUGAAGAAGGGGAAUUCGAUGCAGACAUGCAAAGAACUUGUGGAGAUCUCAUGCAAUAGAGGAAAUAGAGACGACAUAACUGUUAUGGUUGUGGAUCUUCAAACAUUUUGUACAGUUGGAUAGUGAGAAAGCAAGAUUAGGUUAUUGUAAUGAAGAAGUAAU
Molecule: messenger RNA, 1278 nt
Organism: Phalaenopsis equestris
Lineage: Eukaryota; Viridiplantae; Streptophyta; Magnoliopsida; Asparagales; Orchidaceae
Product: probable protein phosphatase 2C 77
Exons: 5
Coding region: 1-1239 (412 amino acids)
Biological process (GO): protein dephosphorylation
Molecular function (GO): protein serine/threonine phosphatase activity; cation binding
Source: RefSeq, a predicted model, not a curated record